CUCGACAUUACAGCGUCCUGCCGAGUUCUCGGACUAAUAGAAGCUGGAGAUGGGAGCGUAUUAAAACCUAGCGCGAGCCAGAACGCCGUUAGCUAGCUCGCUAGCCAUGACUUCCAGGAGGACCGGCUACGCCGCUAGCAUGGAGUCUUCUUCUUCUUCUUCGUCUCCUGCAAACAGCUCGGUCCACGGCGGGAACCGGAAGCAGAGUAUCAUCAACACCCCCGACCGGCCCGGGGGGGACAGCAGGGGCGGCGUGACCGUGACGUCCCUGAAGGCCCGGCUGGCCCCGACCAUCCACACGGCCGUGUCCGCCGCGGUGGACACGCUCCUCGGGGAGGUGGUGCUGGUGCUCAACGAGACCCGGCAGGAGCUGCUCCGCAAGGAGCAGGAGAACGAGCGGCUCAAGCUGCGCCUGGAGGUGUCGGAGCGCGAGCUGAAGACUCUCCAGGAGUGCCUGUGCAGCGCCCAGAAGCUCAUCGACCAGCUCCAGGUCUCCUACACCGGGCCGCCGUUCAACCAGUCGGCCUUCGCCCCGUUGCUGUCCUCCAUGGCGUCGAUGACCGCCGACUUGGAGCGGGACCACCGGAACGGGCGCUGCGACGCGAACGGCGGCGUCGGCGGCGGCGUGGACUUGGGUCUCGGCGGCUCCGUGGACGACUCGCUCCACGGGUUCGAGCCCAGAGACGAAUACAAAAUGUGCCAGCUGUCGAUCCAGCCCGACGGCUCCGUGACGAACCACGCGCUGGACGCCUUCGCCUCCGACAUGUGCGCCGAUUCCAGCCGAGCGGGCGGAGGGUCCGGGUUUGAGAUCAAAGAGGAGCAGGGCCCCGCCUCCGGCUCCGGUCCGCCCGGCAACGGGAAGGAGCCCCACGGGGACGGCGACCGCGGCUACGUUCAAGUUGGAGGCGAGGGGGCGUCCGGGGGCUCCUUCGCCCUCCCGCUACGUCACCAGAGACCCGUGAGAGAAUGCAGCGGCGCCCCGCAGCCGGGCGGACUCGACGGGCGGAAGCAGUUAACCGGAAUCUCUUCCGCCGGCGGCGCGGAGGACUCCUCCGCGGGCCCGGCGGCGCUCUCGGCGCCGGGCGAGCCGUCUCCGGACCGGCCCCACCACUGCCUGGAGUGCGGCAAGACCUUCCGCCUGAUCUCCAGCCUGAAGAAGCACAUCCGCAUCCACACCGGCGAGAAGCCGUACCCGUGCGCCGUCUGCGGCCGGCGCUUCCGCGAGUCGGGCGCCCUGAAGACCCACCUGCGCAUCCACACGGGCGAGAAGCCGUACUCCUGCUCCGAGUGCGGCAACUGCUUCCGCCACCUGGACGGCCUGCGCAAGCACCGGCGCACGCACACCGGGGAGAAACCCUACGUGUGCGCCGUCUGCGGGAAGCGCCUGAGCCGCCUGCAGCACCUGAAGCACCACCAGCUGAUCCACACCGGCGAGCGGCCGUGCUGCUGCCCCUUCUGCAACCGCAGCUUCAAGGAGCCGGCGGCGCUGCGCAAGCACAUCUGCACGCACCGGGAGGAAGGCGGCCACCUGGGCGUGGCGGCGGCGCCGGUGGCGGCGGGCGGCGCCGGCGGCGGAGACGACACGGACCCGGACGCCCUGGACGACAUCAACAACCUCCACCCGGCGGCGCCGUCCCCUCAGAUGAGGUUCGGGGAGUGGGGGGCGGAGGAGGACGACGGCUCGGCGGUGGACUGCGUGUAGGAGAGGGUUUAAGGAUGAAGGACUUGGAAUACGGCGAGUCGGAUGGAGACGAUCAUCGCUGCCAUGGUUACGUGAAUACUCGGGCGACGUGUUGCCGUGGAGAUUUUGUUUUUGUAUCUGGCAUUUUUAACGCUUUUCACUCUUAAAUAUAGACCGUGAGUAUUGUCAGGCAUUACAAGCGGGAGAAUACGGAUUGUUCUCGGCACACAGAGCUCCUGUUCCCGGCAAUAGUUUGGGAAUUGAAUUGCAGAAAACUUUAUAUAUAUGUAUAUAUUAUAUUAUAUAUAUAUUAUAAUUUAUAUUAUAUAAUAUAUAUAUAUUAUAAUAUUUAUAUAUAUUAUUUAUCUAUAUAUAUUAUAAUAUAUAUAUAUAUUAAUUCCAAUAUGGCCUGAAGGUAGCUUGAAAAUAGCAGGAAACCCAUUUUGUUAAACUAAUAACACCAUUUUUUAUUUAAGUAUUGUGCUGACCAUCACGUCUAGUUUUUAAAAUUGAUAAAUCGAUAGUUGAGUUGUGGUAUUUCUGAUACUAUGUUUUUAAAGUCAAAUAGAGGGUCAUGUGGUAACGGUCGUGUGGCGUUUACCAAAAUACACUAAAUGUACACGAUGAGAUAUUUGUUAAUAAUCAGUAACGUAAAUAUCAUUCCUAAAGCGGGUGAGAGCCGACCGGCUCUCUCUCCAUCCCCCCCCUCAAUUUAUUACCCCGUCUCUCUCACACACUUCACUCCUCCUUUCCUCUCUUUGAUUUUCAUCCCUCUCUUUUACGGACCAUUUCUUUUUGCAUUCCGCUUUUCCUCAAGCUGCAGACGGUCCUCCAGACCCGUGUUCCCACGCAGACGGUCCUCCAGACCCGUGUUCUCACGCAGACGGCCCUCCAGACCCGUGUUCUAGCGGACGGGUUCUUGUGGUGCCUGCGUGUGUAUUUCUGUUUCCUGUACAUAAGAACGUAGUUGUAGCCGUUUUUCCCGGAGCGAUGAGAGUUUUUACGUUUGUGGAGAAGUUUAAAAGUUUAAUGUUCAACGACGACUUAAAAGAAAAAGUAACAUGUGAUGAAACCGUCAGAGACAUGAAACGUAGUUAUUUAUAUAUAUAUUUACUCUCAUUGAACUUCUUCCUGACAUUCUCCUGAUGCGACGCUUCGGGGUUAACAGAAACAUAUAUAUAUAUAUAUAUUUAUGCAUAUGUAUGUAUAUAUAUAUGUGUGUAUUUGUAUAUAUUUGUGUGUAUAUAUAUGUAUGUAUAUUUGUAUACUAUAACGCUCCUCGUGUAACUCUCUGUACAUUUGUGUCGUUUUAAAGCUCUGAACAUGUUACUGUUUCUACUGUUAACCAGAAUAUGAUCCAUACUAAUCAUAUUUAUUGUUAUUGAGGGGGGGGGGGGCAUGGGCUCUUAAACCCAGAGGCCUCUCAGUGUCUCUCUCUCGGGGGGGGGGGGCUUUGCAUGUCUGUUUAAACCAAAAUUGCAUUCUUCCAAAAAACAGUCAGUGUUAAAAAAUGUGAAAUGAAAAUGUUUUUUUAUUUUUGUUGUUAAUCAUGUCUUCAUUCCUCCACUCCGCUGCCGGCUGUUCAUGUUACUAUUAAAGGGCCGUGUUUACACUC
Messenger RNA from Pseudoliparis swirei, 3296 nucleotides. Its product is annotated as zinc finger protein with KRAB and SCAN domains 3. Gene Ontology annotation, molecular function: RNA polymerase II cis-regulatory region sequence-specific DNA binding; DNA-binding transcription factor activity, RNA polymerase II-specific. The record is from RefSeq and is a predicted model, not a curated record. The coding region runs from base 107 to 1702 and encodes 531 amino acids. Gene Ontology annotation, biological process: regulation of transcription by RNA polymerase II. NCBI's taxonomy places the organism in Eukaryota, Metazoa, Chordata, Actinopteri, Perciformes, Liparidae. Gene Ontology annotation, cellular component: nucleus. The transcript has 3 exons.